AUGGCGGGGUUCCAUGGUCGCAUAGACCAAAGGCUGGAGAGUCUACCAAGGUCACUCGGCAAGCAAGCGGCGGUUCCAAUUGGGGCGCACGUACGCAAGAGCUGGCACGUGGAACGUCGGCACGUGAUGGCGACGGUGCUCGACGCACUCAAUGGUAGUGACAGAGCUUGUGUGGUUGCAUUAGCGGGCUACAGCGGGUCCGGCAAAACCACCGUCGCGGCCGAGAUCGUUAGGAGUGCCGAGGUGCGAGAGGCCUUCUCCGACGGUAUCGCGUGGUUGCCGGUGUAUCAGGGAGCAAAGGAGCGCCUCCCGUCCUUGAUGCUGCAGCUGGCCCGCAAGGUUCAUGAAGAGAUUGGUGGUAGCGUAGGCCGUGUGCCCAGCGCGUCUGAAGACAGUGCGACCUACAUCAAACAACGGCUCGAGGAAGGGGACAAGAGCAGGGGAUUGAAGUGCCUCGUAGUGGCGGACAACGUGCGGGAGGAGGACGUGGUCUCGAAACUCGUGGAAAGGGGCAUGUGGGUUCUCCUGUCAACCGUGAUGAGGCGGUCGUGAAGCGUGCACGAGGCCAGGCUGUGGUAGUUAACGAGCUGUCCCAGGCAGAUAGGGAGUAAGUGCUGAAGAGAGCGGCAGAGCUUCCCCCCGAAGCCCGCUUGCCCG
Molecule: messenger RNA, 657 nt
Organism: Ectocarpus sp. CCAP 1310/34
Lineage: Eukaryota; Phaeophyceae; Ectocarpales; Ectocarpaceae
Source: the annotation of a GenBank genome assembly